AAAUGCACUUAUCAACUAUCAAUGAACAAAACRGCAGAUCACAAAUGUACAGCUCAUUGAAAGYAAGCAGUAUUCGUCCACUAUGUUUAAAAACUUUUAAAACCCUUUGGCCCCUUCGCUGUUGAGUGUUGAUUCUUUUGGAUAAAUGAUCACGACCASAAGAACACAAACAUAUGGAGCAGCAAUGCACAAGCGAAAGUCAUUCCAAAAGGACGCCCAAAGACUGGCCAAGUCGACACAAGUCAAGCUGGACGAAAUCUAUUAUCGCGUUGAGAAAGAYAAAAAACGUACAGUAAUGUUGAACCGAUACGAACGCAUCAAAGUUUGGAAUGAACUUCGAGAAAUCCGUCGAGUCUUUGUGCCCAACUAUGUACCACAAGCAGGUAUGGAAAAAGRAAUGAGUUCGAGUGACUUAUCAGGACAGGMAACUGAACCUAAUGCUGAAAACAUAAAAACAAMCACAGGAAAGACGUUUGAAAARRAAAYAUUGGAUGCAGUUUUGAGUCUUCGAAGACAAAGGAGAGCAACAGCGGAAGAAAAGGGRAAUUCGAGCAGAGUUGUUUCAGAAGAAGUGUACAGUUUAAGCAGCACAGAUAAAAACGAAGAGAGAAAUACUUCACUCAACCUUACAUGUAUAAACAAUGAAGGACGAGGUUCCAAACAAAAGCGUUCAAACAGCAUUCCUUCAUCCACGCAGGAGGCAGCUUYAGAGGGWCCUUCCUCUCCAAAAGAKUCUUCUGCACGGCCAUACAUCCCCUUGAGUAAGCGUGUCAGUGCUUCUCCAUCCAACACCAUGAUAUCUGUCUCGUCUGGGUAUCUGUCCUUCAAGAAAUUUGUCAAGGACAAAACGCACACACAGUCUUUAAUAAGUCCUCGUUUCCGCUGUAAGAGUGACAGUGAGAUUAACAUGGAAGGCCAGUCUGCUUUCUUGACACAGCUACCAAUAAGCAAACGUACCACUGCUAAUGUUGUGAUGGAUAAACAAGAUAAAAUGAAGAAAGAAAAUAACACUAAUAAUUGCGACAAAAUGAACAGCAGGGUGGGACUAGAGAGAACACUCUCUGCACCGGAACUGAAUGAUAAAAUAUCACAUCAAAGUAAAGAGAUCCAUGUCAAGGGAAACCGUCCUUGCAGUAAGAUGAAAGAUAGAAGCCUUUCUUGUCAAGAAUUCAGCAUUGAUAAAGUAAAGCAGGAAGGCGAACAUAACCCUAACAAUAAAAUGCGAAAACGCUCUUGUAGUGUGCCUCAAGAAAAAAUAUAUGAGUCAAAACUCCAAAGUCAAGAUAAUGCGAAGCAACUUCUCCGUGGUUCGAUACAAGAAAAAAAGACUUCUUAUCAAGGAAAGAACAUCAAAACAAUUCCUCGAAGGCGUAAAACGGGCAUUGACAAUGGUAUAAACUUUACGGGCUUGAGAGAACUCGUUGACAGAGCUUUGGACUUAAAAAAUGAUAUUCCUGAAACAAGAGAAUCUCAUGACGAGAAAACAAGGGCAUCUUGUAGAGGGAAGAGCAUGACAGCAAGUCCUCGAAGGCGUAAAACUUCCACUGACAGGACUUUAGACUUAGAAAACAUUCCUGAGACAAAAGAGGUUUGUGACGAGGACAUCAAAACUAUUCGUUCGUUUUCUUGCUAAAAUUAACGUUAAAAAGUUUUCGUUCACAUGAAUAUUAACUCUUACCUGGCCACUUACCUUUUUGGAAGUAUAAGGAAGCCACUUUUAAUGAUUUUCUGAUCUUUUAAAGAAYAAGAAUGCCGAAACCUUACAGAUAUUGUAAUUGUAGCAAACAUCAGCAAACAUCAUUUGUCGGCCAUAUUGAAUUUGUGKAACCUGGCCAGAUUUGGACCACAGGGACCCCACGAAAAUGACAAGUCUACUUUAUAUCGACCGUUAUAUUGCAAGAAAUUUGAAUUGACAUAAAAAGGAAAUGAUAUUCAGCUCAGUUUUCCAAUKUUUAAAAUUUUUUGKACCAUACKCCGGGCCGCUAUUACAUGUAUUGAUCCUUUUUUCCUGUUUUYAGCUGUKGCGCGGGAUUUCCGUACGCGCMCGCGAUAGAGUCUCGUUAAAUGCCGAGAAAGAAUGUCUACGUSCAUAACAUGGCCACUYCAUUAUUGACUAUAUCUCAAAAUUUC
Molecule: messenger RNA, 2130 nt
Organism: Exaiptasia diaphana
Lineage: Eukaryota; Metazoa; Cnidaria; Anthozoa; Actiniaria; Aiptasiidae
Exons: 2
Coding region: 146-1633 (495 amino acids)
Source: RefSeq, a predicted model, not a curated record